UAAUCGGAUUGAAUGGAGCUCUGAGUUCCGUCUUCUCGAUCCUGCUGAAGGCGAUUCGUUUCGUGUCAUCCUAUCCAGGGCUGGGGUUCUAAAGCGCCGCGCUCCGAGGUUCCCCCUUGGAGAUUUUGCCUUUCGGUCAAAGCGAUUCGAGGUAAAAUUUGUUCGUGGAGAAGACAAGCUUCUAUGGAUAACAUAUAUUCAGAUCGUGUCAGGCUUUUAUAUCCAAUCUAACUUUUACUGCACAUAUUGGGGUUAAUAUGGCAAUGCUUCCAAAUUCCUAAAUAAUAAUAGAAAGUUACUAGUAUAAAAAGGUUCCUUGUUCUGCAUGCAGUUUAAGGCACUUUGUGUCAGGCUUCUAGCUAUAUACUUCUGGGGCUGGCUGGUUUGACUGUGGCUUGUUUGCUUUACCGCCUGAGUCAGACUAGAUGUCAUUCCGAAGUAUAGUUCGUGAUGUUAGAGAUGGCUUUGGGAGUUUAUCAAGACGGAGUUUUGAUGUGAGGCUUUCAGGGCUAAUAGGCCAUCGCAGGGGAAAGUCCCAGGGCUCUGUGCAAGAGCUGCACAAUCCAUAUACUGUGGUCCAGCAGAGUCGCUGGGCCAGCCUCCCUCCUGAGCUUCUACGCGAUGUGAUCAAAAGGCUGGAGGCAAGCGAAAGCACUUGGCCAUCACGCAGGGAUGUUGUUGCCUGUGCGGCUGUCUGCAGAUGUUGGAGGGAGAUGUGCAGAGAGAUUGUUAGGAGUCCAGAGUUCGGUGGAAAGCUCACUUUUCCAAUAUCAUUAAAACAGCCUGGACCUCGGGAUGGAACCAUUCAAUGUUUCAUUAAAAGGGAUAAAUCAAAAUUAACAUAUCAUCUCUACUUAUGUCUCAGCCCUUCUGUUCUUGCUGAGACUGGGAAGUUUCUCCUGUCAGCUAAGAGGAAUCGUCGGACUACCUGUACCGAGUACAUUAUCUCAAUGGAUGCUGACAAUAUAUCAAGGUCGAGCAACACCUAUAUUGGAAAACUGAGAUCAAAUUUUCUAGGCACAAAAUUCGUGAUAUAUGACACCCAGCCCCCUUACAGUGGGGCUGCCCUUUGUCCACCUGGUCGAACAAGCCGCAGAUUUUCCAAGAAAGUAUCUCCAAAAGUCCCUUCUGGCAGCUACAGCAUAGCCCAGAUUAAGUACGAGUUGAAUGUCCUUGGCACACGAGGACCACGACGAAUGCAUUGUGUCAUGUACUCUAUUCCGACAUCAGCGCUUGAGCCUGGCGGGAGAGUCCCUAGCCAGCCUGAGAACCUUUUUCCACAUUCACUGGAGGACUCCUUCCGUAGCAUGUCCUUCUCCAGGUCCUCCAUAGUAGACCAUUCUAUGGACUUCAACAGCUCUCACUUCUCCGAUAUCACUGUAGGAACUCGGGAGGGUGAAGAUGGGGAUCAGAUAAAGGAGAGGCCAUUGGUGCUGCGAAACAAGGCCCCAAGGUGGCAUGAGCAGCUGCAGUGUUGGUGCCUCAACUUCCGGGGCCGGGUGACUAUUGCUUCUGUGAAGAACUUCCAGUUGAUAUCUGCGAUACAGCCUGCUGCAGGAGCUCCAAUGCUGUCUGAGCCAGCAGCACCAUCCGAGCAUGAUAAGGUUAUAUUGCAGUUUGGUAAGGUGGCGAAGGAUAUGUUUACCAUGGAUUUCAGGUAUCCACUCUCGGCCUUCCAGGCUUUUGCCAUCUGUUUGACCAGCUUCGGUACCAAGUUGGCUUGUGAAUAGUAAUUAGUUAGUAAAAAAAUAGAAAAUCUUAAAUAGAUAAGAACAAAAUUUUUGAAAUAUAUUUGCUGUUUCUUGUUGAUUCUUCUUGUUUGCCAGUGCAGGCUGUGACCUGCAAUUGUGCUUUGAGGCAUAUAUACCUUUAUGAACUGGGAAAGCCACUCAGAUAUUAGCUUGCUAGUUCCUGCUUGUAGUGUGUUGCAUAUGUUACAUGGACAUGGCAUGAAUUGCUCUUCAAAAUAUGAACACUGGCAACAACAUUUAUAGCUUUCUA
Molecule: messenger RNA, 2001 nt
Organism: Musa acuminata AAA Group (dessert banana)
Lineage: Eukaryota; Viridiplantae; Streptophyta; Magnoliopsida; Zingiberales; Musaceae
Product: tubby-like F-box protein 8
Exons: 7
Coding region: 426-1730 (434 amino acids)
Molecular function (GO): protein binding
Source: RefSeq, a predicted model, not a curated record